Molecule: messenger RNA, 2394 nt
Organism: Scaptodrosophila lebanonensis
Lineage: Eukaryota; Metazoa; Arthropoda; Insecta; Diptera; Drosophilidae
Gene: Xbp1
Cellular component (GO): nucleus
Molecular function (GO): DNA-binding transcription factor activity, RNA polymerase II-specific; RNA polymerase II transcription regulatory region sequence-specific DNA binding
Source: RefSeq, a predicted model, not a curated record
CAUUCCAAAAACACCACGUCAGUGAAAGAUUAGUGUUUGUGAAAACUGCGCAGAAUUACAAGGCACACGAAAAAGUUGCGUGAGAUCAAGUUGGGAAAAUACCUAGCAAGUAGGUGCGAUGAAGAAAACGAAAAGCACAAGGCGACUGAGAAACGCAAGAGCAGAAGCAAAAGUCGAGGCUUCACCACAAAUGGAUUAAAAUAAACAACAUCAGAUAUAAUUCAGAGUGCGCUUGGAUAACACUGAAACUGAAAGUCAACACAAAGCACCCUAAAAUGCAAUUUUAAUUUUUGAUAAAAUUUUAAAGUUGCACCCAAACAACAAUAAGCAAAAUAAUAUAGCAAGGAAAGCUAAACUAAUUACAACCCAAUGGCGCCACCUAGUAACGGAGUGGUCAUUCCUAUGCCCAAGUGCGUAGCAAUUUCAUCAAACAGCUUGCCCAAGCUGCGCCCCGCACCCAUCUCUACAGCUGUGCUCAAGAGUCUGGGUGCUGCGUCACCCGCCUCCACUUCAGGCUACGCAUCAUCGUCCAACAGCGUUGUUGAGGAGGAGCAAAUGGCAGGAAAUUCCUCAGCCCCAAAGGCGAAGAAGCGCCGCUUGGAUCAUCUGACAUGGGAGGAGAAAGUUCAGAGAAAGAAGCUUAAGAAUCGUGUGGCCGCGCAAACAUCACGAGAUCGCAAAAAGGCACGCAUGGAGGAAAUGGAAUUUGAAAUCAAGGAGUUAACCGAGAAAACUGAAAUCCUACAAAACAAAUGUGAAAGUCUACAGACCAUCAAUGACGCACUGCUAGCUAAAAAUCAAAAGCUAGAUACAGAAGUGGAAUUAUUGCGUCAGGAACUUUCCGAAAUGAAACAGGCCACAAACCAAUGCAACAGCAGCAGCAGCAGCAUCGCCAGUGCAAACGCUGAUGGCUGUGCGUCCAUAAACACUGGACGCAGUAUCCAAUACUGACCCUCUGCAGCAGGGUAUAAACAUGGACACACAGUCGUCAGCGAGUGCAUUGACGACAUCGCAGUUGCAGGAGCAGCUGAAAAAGAGCAGCACAACAGCCUCGCUCUGGAAGAUUGUGGCCCUCUGCCUACUUUACAAGACAUGCUGCUCGUCGACGACGAAGAGUUCGAUGCGCGGCGGCUUGAAGAGCUGGCAGAGAGUCUGCUCGCAGAUAUCACAGCAGAAUUGGAGACAGGCACUGGAAACAGCUGCAAAACUUCUGCCAAAGAUGCAAGCGACGCAGAGCGAUUGCCUGGAUCAGUGGUGGGGCCCGCAGCAGAGUGCGUGGAAUCCAGCAGGCAUAGAACUGAUGGCAUAACCACUGCAAGCUCAGCCCCCAAUCCGGAUAAUGAGCAUGUCGUUAAUGAUAUAACCCCCCCUCUAUUACAAACAAACGGCAGCAACCUAGAAUUGCAGGUGUUGCACAUAAAUGGAAACUUACAAGAAGAUACAGUUGUGGCAACAACGACAUCAACAGUUCCAGCAGCUAUGCAGCCUACACCGGAUACCGUGUACGGCACCUACGAUGCCAAAACAAAUUCGAUAACCAUUGUCAUGGAUGGCGAUGCGGUGCCGGUUAAUGAAGCCGUCGAAGAGAUAUACUGUGAGGGCGUUGCCGCCACAGACGAUACUACCGAUGUCAUCAUGAAGUGUCCAACGCCGGCGACAUCUCCCUCACAGGUUUAUCUCAAUGUCGUCAAUGCGACCGACGAUUCGGAUGACGAUAUGAACUUUGAUCCAAUUGAGAAGUUUCUCCGCCCGCGUAUUAAAGCCAUCUCACCAUUGGCCAAAUCACCAGCGUUAUCGCAUUCAGCAAUCUCGGAUCAUGGGUACGAGUCAAUAAUGGGCUCACCGACAUCUACAACUAUAUCACAAUUUGAUAUUGAAAGCACAAUGCCCACAGAUGACGAGGAUUUCCCCUGGCACAGUAAUUUUGAUGAGCUAUUCCCUAAUUUGAAUUCGUUGUGAACUCAAUACAAUUUGAAGUUUUCAAAUUGAUGAUUUAAUUUUUCAAAUUGAAAAUUAUUAUUUGGAUCCAAUAGUUUCUCCCUUACAACCAAUUUAAGUUCGGCCGGCCGCUCCCCUUAUUUUAAGCACUCUUAGUUAUAGAAGCUGUAACUGUUGCUAAUUGUACAGAAUUUGUCGUUAAUGGCUUUACAUAUAUAUUCAUAAGUAUAUGAUUGAUAUUGUACUUGAGAAGUACGCCCCUAGCUAAGUUGUAAGUUUCCAUUUGUAUUUAACACUCGUUAAACACUUAGGUUAAUGCUAAUUGUAAAAAUAUAGACGGACAUACAUAUUUCGAUGUGCUCAAAAAAAAAAAAUUAUCCAAUAUAUGAUCACUUUAACAUUGCAUAACUAUACACAACAAAAAUAUAUUAUAUGCGCUACACAAAAGCAGCUAAA